This is a messenger RNA of Seriola aureovittata, 5845 nucleotides long. RefSeq names its product prenyl (decaprenyl) diphosphate synthase, subunit 1 (gene pdss1). The transcript has 11 exons. The record is from RefSeq and is a predicted model, not a curated record. NCBI's taxonomy places the organism in Eukaryota, Metazoa, Chordata, Actinopteri, Carangiformes, Carangidae. The coding region runs from base 3672 to 4937 and encodes 421 amino acids. Gene Ontology annotation, molecular function: prenyltransferase activity. Gene Ontology annotation, biological process: ubiquinone biosynthetic process; isoprenoid biosynthetic process. Gene Ontology annotation, cellular component: transferase complex; mitochondrion.
GCUUUAUUAUAUCAUUACAUCUGCAUACCUUCCCAAAUUACGACGUUUUCUGAUGGUUUUAUGCUUUAUUAUACUUUGUCAUUUUUUCAAUUUUUUUGCCAUAGUAUACUAUGUCGUUUUUUUGAGAAUUUUAUGCCAUACUACACUAUGAUGUUUUUGAGAAUUUUACGCCUUACUGUACUAUGAAAAUUUUAUGGCAUACUAUACUAUGACUUUUUUGACAUUUUCAUGCCUUACAAAGUUUUUGAGAAUCUUAUGUCUUAUGAUGUUUUUUGACAUUUUUAUGCCUCAAUACACUAUGAUGCUUUUAUUUCUCACCAUACUUUGAUGUCCUGAUGGUUAAAUAUAUGAUGAAACAAGGAGAGACAAAUUAGUACAAUAGUUAGAACUGAUGCUUCAUAAAGAGAAGGUUGUGAGUUCAAAUCUCAGUGUUUGCAUUUUUUUUUUUUUUUGCCAUACUAUGCCAUUUUUUCAAGUUUUUUUGCCAUACUAUACUAUGUUGUUUUUUUUGCUUUUAGGGCCUUAUUAUAUCAUUACAUCUUCAUACCUUCCCAAAUUAUGACGCUUUCUGAUGGUUUUAUGCUUUAUUAUACUGUCAUUUUUUCAAUUUUUUUGCCAUACUAAAAUAUGCCGUUUUUUCACAUUUUUGGCAUACUAUACUAUGUUGUUUUUUUUUGCUUUUAGGGCCUUAUUAUAUCAUUAUGUCUUCAUACCUUCCCAAAUUAUGACGUUUUCUGAUGGUUUUAUGCUUUAUUGUACUUUGUCAUUUUUUCAAUUUUUUUGCCAUACUAUACUAUGCCGUUUUUUCAUGUUUUUUGCCAUACUAUACUAUGUCUUUUUUUUUUUUGCUUUUAGAGCUUUAUUAUAUCAUUACAUCUGCAUACCUUCCCAAAUUACGACGUUUUCUGAUGGUUUUAUGCUUUAUUAUACUUUGUCAUUUUUUCAAUUUUUUUGCCAUAGUAUACUAUGUCAUUUUUUUUAUUUUUUAGCCAUACUAUACUAUGCCGUUUUUUCAUGUUUUUUGCCAUACUAUACUAUGUUGUUUUUCUUGCUUUUAGGGCCUUAUUAUAUCCUUACAUCUUCAUACCUUCCCAAAUUAUGACAUUUUCUGAUGGUUUUAUGCUUUAUUGUACUUUGUCAUUUUUUCAAUUUUUUUGCCAUACUAUACUAUGCCGUUUUUUCACGUUUUUUGCCAUACUAUACUAUGUCUUUUUUUUUUUGCUUUUAGAGCUUUAUUAUAUCAUUACAUCUGCAUACCUUCCCAAAUUACGACGUUUUCUGAUGGUUUUAUGCUUUUUUAUACUUUGUCAUUUUUUUCAAUUUUUUUGCCAUAGUAUACUAUGUCGUUUUUUUGAGAAUUUUAUGCCAUACUACACUAUGAUGUUUUUGAGAAUUUUACGCCUUACUGUACUAUGACAAUUUUAUGGCAUACUAUACUAUGACUUUUUUGACAUUUUCAUGCCUUACAAAGUUUUUGAGAAUCUUAUGUCUUAUGAUGUUUUUUGACAUUUUUAUGCCUCAAUACACUAUGAUGCUUUCAUUUCUCACCAUACUUUGAUGUCCUGAUGGUUAAAUAUAUGAUGAAACAAGGAGAGACAAAUUAGUACAAUAGUUAGAACUGAUGCUUCAUAAAGAGAAGGUUGUGAGUUCAAAUCUCAGUGUUUGCAUUUUUUUUUUUUUUUGCCAUACUAUGCCGUUUUUUCACGUUUUUUUGCCAUACUAUACUAUGUUGUUUUUUUUGCUUUUAGGGCCUUAUUAUAUCAUUACGUCUUCAUACCUUCCCAAAUUAUGACGCUUUCUGAUGGUUUUAUGCUUUAUUAUACUGUCAUUUUUUCAAUUUUUUUGCCAUACUAAAAUAUGCCGUUUUUUUCACAUUUUUGGCAUACUAUACUAUGUUGUUUUUUUUUGCUUUUAGGGCCUUAUUAUAUCAUUAUGUCUUCAUACCUUCCCAAAUUAUGACGUUUUCUGAUGGUUUUAUGCUUUAUUAUACUUUGUCAUUUUUUUUAAUUUUUUUGCCAUACUAUACUAUGCCGUUUUUUCAUGUUUUUUGCCAUACUAUACUAUGUUGUUUUCUUGCUUUUAGUGCCUUAUUAUAUCAUUACAUCUUCAUACCUUCCCAAAUUAUGAUGCUUUCUGAUGGUUUUAUGCUUUAUUAUACUUUGUCAUUUUUUCAAUUUUUUUGCCAUACUAUACUAUGCCGUUUUUUCACGUUUUUUGCCAUACUAUACUAUGUAAUUUUUCUUGUUUUUAGGGCUUCAUUAUAUCAUUACGUCUUCAUACCUUCCCAAAUUAUGACGUUUUCUGAUGGUUUUAUGCUUUAUUAUACUUUGUCAUUUUUUCAAUUUUUUUGCCAUACUAUAUUAUGACAUUCUUUGACAUUUAUGGCCUUAUUAUAUCAUGACGUGUUCAUACCUUCCCAAAUUAUGACAUUUUCUGAUAGUAUUAUGCUUUAUUAUACUUUGUCAUAUUUUCAAUUUUUUUGUCUUACUAUAUUGUUUUUUUUUUUGCUUUUGAGGGCCUAUUACACCAUGACGUUUUCACGCUUAUUGCCAAACUUUUCGAUGAUGUUUUUGAGAAUUUUAUGCCAUACUAUACUAUGACGUUUUUUAAGAAUUUUAUGCCAUACUAGAAUGUGAUGUUUUUUGAAAAUUUCAUGUCACAAUAUACUAUGAUGUUUUUGAGAAUUUUAUGCCAUACUAUACUAUGACGUUUUUUUUUCAGAAUUUUAUGCCAUACUAUAAUUUGAUGUUUCUUGAUAAAUUUAAUGUCACAAUAUACUAUGAUGUUUUCUGAGAAUUUUAUGGCAUACUAUACUAUGACGUUUUUUGACAUUUUUAUGUAAAACUAUACAAAGAUGUUUUUGAGAAUUUUAUCCCUUACUGUAGUAAGACGUUUUUUGACAUUUUUAUGCCAUACUAUACUUUGACAUUUCUUUUGCCUUACUAUACUACGACAAUCGUAUUCCAUACUAUACUAUGCUGUUUUUUUUGAGAUUUUUAUGCCUUAUUAUACUAUGGCAAUUUUAUGCCAUACUAUACUAUGACGUUUUUACACAUUUUAUGCCAUACUAUGAUGAUUUUUGCCAUUUUCUUUGCCGUACUAUAGUAGGACUUUUUUGACAUUUUUAUGCCUUUUUUAUAUUAAUAUAUCAUCACAUAUACUAUGGCGCCCCCCCCCCCCCCUUAUUAUACUAUGAGCUUUCAUAACUUAGUAUCUUAUAGCCUAACCUCAGGUAAGCUUAAUCCUAAAUAAAUAACAAAAAACAACCCUAAGUCAAAGCAGUUAGCCGUACUGUGGAAACCAGGUAGGCUAACAUAACUUUGUCUGGUUUGUUUUUAAAACUAUCUCAAAUAUUAAACAUUAGUUCUACUGAAAACCCCAGUAGCUACAGUUACCUAAGCUAACUGUUAGCUAACCAGCUAGUAGCCUUAUCUCCAAAACUUACGCUCGUAUAUUUUCUGGAGAAAACAAACAGUAGUUUAUUUCUACCACUGCAUUCCAGAGAACAUGAAUGUCAUCUUGAAGGGAAACAAUUGUGUGUCUCUAAAUAUUCUGCCUUCUGUUGCUAACGUUAAAUCCAAUUUACGGAGCGUCACCAACGGACCCCGGUUACUCAUUUCCGGUUCCGUUAAAUUAUAUGAGCCGAAGGUGACGCGUGCGGGCUGUGGAACAUGGCGGGUCCAAUGUGGAGGCAAUGCCGGAGGUGGAGUACAAACUGUACGAGUGCGAGUUUAUUGGAAACCUUGUGGCAUUUUAACUGCAGGUCUGUGUCUUUCUCGGCGUCCUCUCUGGGGCGGCCGUCGUGGAGCUCAAGGCCGGGGAACGAGGGACAGCCAUCAUCAUCUACACAGAUAAACCCAAAAAUUUUAAACUUUAUCUCAUCUCUAAACAGACACAAGUCACGGUUGCUGUAUCCCACACUACAGUCUUGUUGCUGCAGAACGUUACACAGUGAUGCAAAGCUCAAGGACCCCUUCACGUUAGCCCAGAAAGACCUUACAAGUUUAUAUGAUGAUAUCAAAAAGGAGCUGUUUGUAUCUAAAGAAGAGCUGAAGUCACUAUGUGACUACUACUUUGAUGGCAAGGGCAAAGCAAUCCGACCAAUGAUUGUUGUCCUGAUGGCCCGGGCUCUCAACAUCCACAGCAACAGAGCGGGAGAUUUGCUCCCAGGGCAGAGGGCCAUAGCUAUGAUCUCAGAAAUGAUCCACACUGCCAGCCUGGUGCAUGAUGACGUCAUAGAUGGAUCAGAUAAGCGGAGAGGAAAGAGAACCAUCAAUGAAGUGUGGGGUGAAAGAAAGGCGAUCCUGGCAGGAGAUUUCAUCCUCUCAGCCGCCUCCAUGGCCUUGGCUCGUAUUGGAAACAACACUGUGGUUAAAGUGUUGUCACAGGUCAUAGAAGACCUGGUACGAGGUGAAUUCAUGCAGCUGGGUUCCAAGGAGAACGAGAACGAGAGAUUCAAGCACUACCUCGAGAAAACCUUCAAGAAGACGGCGAGUCUUAUUGCAAACAGUUGUAAAGCAGUAUCCAUUCUGGUAAAUUCUGAUCCCGAAGUUCAUGAAAUCGCCUACCAGUAUGGGAAGAAUGUUGGCAUCGCAUUUCAGUUAGUGGAUGAUGUCUUGGACUUCACAUCAGGGGCCAAUCACCUGGGGAAGCCCUCAGCUGCAGAUCUCAAACUGGGCUUGGCCACUGGACCAGUCCUGUUUGCUUGUCAGCAGUUUCCUGAGCUUCAUGCAAUGAUCAUGAGGCGUUUCAGCUCUAAUGGAGAUGUAGAUCGAGCUUGGCAAUACGUCCUUCAGAGCGAUGGCGUGCAACAGACCAACUUCCUGGCCCAGCGUUACUGUCAAGAAGCCAUCCGACAGAUCAGUAUGCUCAGGCCGUCCCCAGAGAGAGACGCCCUCAUCAGGCUCACUGAGAUGGUGCUCACCAGAGACAAAUGAGCCUCCUCCUGCUGGGGGGGUGUGGGUGGUGGUGGUGGGGGGGGUUCACUUCAGGCAGCUACCUGUUGAAAGACAACUCACCCUGACCUCCCCCCCUCCCCCCUUCACCGUGUCUGUGUGUGUGUGUGUGUGUGUCUGCACAGGGCGAGGGAGGUCAGAAACGGAGAGGGAAGCGAUGGGGAGUUCGGUUCGGGGGACACCCCCCCCUCCCCCCGGUGCUGGUUUUUAGUGCCAACUGUAAAUGGAAAAGGGGAGCAAGCUUUGUCAGAACACUUACUGAGAAUCGGAGCAGCUUGAAGGGGGGGGUCUCCCCCGAACCGACAAACCUGUUGUUUCACGGCUCUCUCCUGAAACAUACGUAUGGGUUAGUCCUAUUAAAAUGGUUUUUGACAUAUAAAUACACUUGGGUUUUUAAUGCACAUCCUUGUGAUUUCGGCUUCCUACAUGAAAUCACGGCGAUGAUCUGGAAAUGAAUUAUAAUCUUUAAAUCAUGGGAUGCCACCGCAAACUGCAACCAAUACCUUCAACACGUACAGUACUGUAACUACAACUGCCUCCCCAUGACUCGGACUAGCAGACUGUGAGUGAACACAGUUUGUUACCUGCUAGUCCUGAGCUGUGGAGUUGUUGAACAAUCUCUUAUUCCAAAUGAUAGAUAUAUAUAUAUACAUAUACAUAUAUAUGUAUAUAAAAAAAAAAGUGCAUAAUUGUCAUGGGUGUCAGGAGCGUCUGGAUCUGUGUUAAUGUGUUUUCGAGAUCCGUCCACACCUUUUUAAAAAGGCCAAACAGUCGUGUCUUUUUGACUUGUGAAAUGUUAUGAGGUUACUUCUGUAAUGCAAAGUGCCCUGUAACAACUGAAGGCCUUAACAUCUGCAAUGACUGUGUGCUCAAUAAACCAACAGUUUUUC